GUCAAAUGACAGUUCGAGAUUUGGUUUUUAGGGUCAUUUUUGUUACCUUUAAUGUAUCUCAAUGUCAAAAACGUGCUUUGAAAUUGUUUACAAAUUUUAAUGUAGUUCUGGAUCAGAAAAAUAAAAUUAUAAUCAUAUAAAAAAUAAAAUGGAAAUUGAAAGUGAAAUUAACCACAAUGAAAAAAAUCCACGCAAUAAGUUCAGGAAAAAUAAUAAAAAUAAUAAAUUUUUAAGAAAUGCAAAAGGUUUCGGUAAACGAGGCAGUUGUGGGCGAGGUACAAAUAUCCCCGACGAUGUGUAUCAAUAUCUAAUAAAUAUCUUAGAUGCUAUGAAAAAUGGCUUUGAGUCUUUAGAAGAGAAAUGUUCCAUGGCUGAUAAUGUUUUUGAUAAUUGUGUGGAUCACGAAGUUCAUUUGGCUUCCAAUCAAGUUGGAUCGAAGGCACUGGAAUUUCUAAUAGGUUUCGUGUCAGAAAAUCACCUUACCAAUUUCAUGCAAAAAUUUUCGGAAAAUUUUCGUCCUAUAUGUUCAGAUUCAUUUGCAUCGCAUGUUUUGCAAAAGAUGGUUGAAAUUGCUUUUCUUCGGUCAAAAGCAUACAAAAAUAUGGAUGAGGAAGAUAAAAUAAAUAAUGCAGAGGAACCAAUCACAAAGAAAAUCAAGGUUAAUGACUGUGAAGAUGAAACAUAUAAUACAAAAACAAAAUUUAGUAAAAACCAUCGCAAGGAAUGUUCCGAGUUUGUUUUAAAAGUUGGUAAAUUUUUAUUAAAUAAUUUGGAGGAUUUUAUUUGGGACACCCAUGCAUCUCAUAUUAUGCGUACAUGUAUUCUAUGUUUGUCAGGUAUCUAUUCGAAAAAAGAGGCAUUUGACCAAAAUAAUAUUAGUAACAUAUUGAGUAAUGCAAAUUAUUAUCAAGUUCCUUCCGAAUGGAUCGAAAUUGCAAAAGAGUUUUCACAACGAAUAGAGUUGUGGCCUCAAUUUUCUGAACUUCCAUAUUCUGACUUAACAUCAGGUUUCCUUUCAAUACUCUGUUUAGCGCUAAAGCAAAUUGAUAAAAAUUUUUUGAAACAUUUUGGCAGAAAAAUUUUGAUUGAAGCAUUUAUUAAAAUAGAGGAAAAUGAUGAGAAAAAAGAAAUAAAAGAUGGUAUUGAUAAUGAAAAUGAAAGUGCAAAUAAAGCUCAAGACGAAUUAAAUAUGGCGAAAGUAUUCUACUCAUCGUCGUCAAUUAGAUUGCUAGAAACACUUAUUAUUUUAUCAGGGCCAAAACUAUUUACCCAACUUUAUGCAAUGCUAUUUCCAGGGAAGAUAUUACCGCUUUCAUUAGACAGAACAACAAAUUUUGCUGUACAAAAAAUCAUAGAAAAUGUUAAAGAGAAAACAGAUUUUGAGUCCAUAUUUGAAGAACUGAAGGAUAGUUUUGAAGACAUCUUAAAAAUAGGCCAUACAGGGGUUGUUUCUGCUCUAUCAAGUACUUGUCUGCGUUUACAAACAAAACAAGGAGCAUUCAUUAAAGCAAUACAAACUGCUUUGCAUACAAUUGAUUCUAAGGAAAAGUCUGACCAAAUUUUUAAAUGUUUACUUAAAUUAAAACCAUAUGAAAUUGCUAUACAAGAUAAAACACAGUUUGUUCAUCUUCAUGGUUCACUUAUAGUGCAAAAUAUUUUAAGAUUCAAUAAACCAAUAUUUUUAGUCAAUUCGAUUUUAAAUUUUAGUUCUAUUGAAUUAGUUGCGAUUUUAAACACUCAAAAAGGAUCUUUUAUUGCUGAUGUAUUCUUAGAGAGCAAAUUUAUUGGUGAGAAAUCAAGAGAAAAGUUUAUCAGACAUAUGGAAGGAACGUAUAUUGAUCUAGCAAUUACGAAAUCAGGAUCCAGAGUAAUUGAGAAAUUUAUCGAAUCUUCCAAUGAGAGUCAAAAAACAAGAAUUGUUAAGGAAUUAUCUGAAAAAGAAAAUCAAUUAAAUGGAACAUUCUUUGGAAGAUUAAUAUUUAAGAAAUUCCGAAUUAGCACUUAUAAAUUAAGUCCGGCUGAAUGGAAAACCUCUUUUAAUAAGACGAAAAAAGCAGAAAAAUUAUUCAAAGAUAUUUUAGAAAAAUAAAAAUAUAUUUAUAGAAAUAAUACGCUUUUUAAUAAAUUUGAGAAUUAAGUGCGAAUGAAAAUAAAAUUAUAAUAUCAGAUUAAAUUAAAAUUAAUUUUUGAAAAUCAAGAAAAAUCAACGUCAUAUCUACUUUGAGCAAUCAUUUUUAAAA
Molecule: messenger RNA, 2240 nt
Organism: Condylostylus longicornis
Lineage: Eukaryota; Metazoa; Arthropoda; Insecta; Diptera; Dolichopodidae
Product: nucleolar protein 9
Exons: 2
Coding region: 149-2089 (646 amino acids)
Biological process (GO): endonucleolytic cleavage to generate mature 5'-end of SSU-rRNA from (SSU-rRNA, 5.8S rRNA, LSU-rRNA); ribosomal small subunit export from nucleus; endonucleolytic cleavage in 5'-ETS of tricistronic rRNA transcript (SSU-rRNA, 5.8S rRNA, LSU-rRNA)
Cellular component (GO): nucleolus; preribosome, small subunit precursor; 90S preribosome
Molecular function (GO): RNA binding
Source: RefSeq, a predicted model, not a curated record